Molecule: messenger RNA, 945 nt
Organism: Dictyostelium purpureum
Lineage: Eukaryota; Evosea; Eumycetozoa; Dictyosteliales; Dictyosteliaceae
Exons: 1
Source: RefSeq, a predicted model, not a curated record
UAUUAUAGAUUAUUAUAUAAAGUUUGGAAUAAUAUAUUUUUAAGAAAUGAAAUUCAUAAACAUAUUUUAAAAUUUAUUAAGCAUAGUUUUGUAGAUCUAAAUAGAUCCCGUUAUGACCGGUUUAAAGAUAAAUCAUAUAUAACAACACUUAAGUGGCAUUAUUAUCCACUACCAGAUAAAAAUGAAUUUCCACCAUUUUUAACAAAUUUACAUUUGUACAAUUUUUCUCAAAUGCUACCAACAACUUUACCAAAUACAAUUACUACACUCACACUCGGUUAUGAUUUUAACCAAGUGAUUCCACCCGGCACAUUACCAAAUAGUCUCACAACACUCACAUUCGAUCAUGAUUUUAACCAAGUAAUUCCACCCGACACAUUACCAAAUAGUCUCACAACACUCAUAUUCAGUGGUUUUAACCAAAAAGUUCUACCCGACACAUUACCAAAUAGUCUCACAACACUUGAUUUCGGCUUUUAUUUUAACCAAGUAAUUCUACCCAACUCAUUACCAAAUAGUCUCACGACACUCAUAUUCGGUUAUUAUUUUAACCAAAUAAUUCUACCCGACUCAUUACCAAAUAGUCUCACAACACUCACAUUCGGUAACGAUUUUAACCAAUUAAUUCUACCCAGCACGUUACCAAAUAGUCUCAUAACACUCACAUUCGGUGAUAAUUUUAACCAAGAAAUUCUACCCGGCACAUUACCAAAUAGUCUCACAACACUCAAAUUCGGUACUAAUUUUAACCAAGUAGUUCUACCCGGUACAUUACCAAAUAGUCUCACAACACUCACAUUCGGGAAAUGUUUUAACCAAGUAAUUCCACCUGGCAUAUUACCAAGUGGUCUCACAUUUUUCAAAAUCCUAAUAUAUUUAAUUCCCCCUCUGCUUAUUACUCUGUUUUGUUAUAUAUUUAAAAUUUUUUCCUUAAUUCAAAAUUAA